Messenger RNA from Pongo pygmaeus (Bornean orangutan), 1737 nucleotides. RefSeq names its product epithelial cell adhesion molecule (gene EPCAM). Lineage: Eukaryota; Metazoa; Chordata; Mammalia; Primates; Hominidae. Gene Ontology annotation, molecular function: cadherin binding involved in cell-cell adhesion. Bases 380 to 1324 code for a protein of 314 amino acids. The transcript has 9 exons. Gene Ontology annotation, cellular component: membrane; bicellular tight junction. The record is from RefSeq and is a predicted model, not a curated record.
ACCUGUGGAGGGGGCGGCGCCCCAACGGCAGCGCCGGGGCUGGGGGAGGGGAGCCUAUUCACGCCCUACUCCCGGGCGGUGACUCAUCAACGAGCACCAGCGGCCAGAGGUGAGCAGUCCCGGGAGGGGGCCGAGAGGCGGGGCCGCCAGGUCGGGCAGGUGUGCGCUCCGCCCCGCCGCGCACACAGAGCGCUAGUCUUUCGGAGAGCGAGCACCCUCGACGGGGUCCGGGGACCCCCUCGUCGUUGUCCUCCCGACGCGGACCCGCGCGCCCCAGGCCUCGCGCUGCCGGGCCGGCUCCUCGUGCCCCACUCCCGGCGCACGGCCUCCCGCGAGUCCUCGGCCCCUCCCGCGCCCCUCUUCUCGGCGCGCGCGCAGCAUGGCGCCCCCGCAGGUCCUCGCGUUCGGGCUUCUGCUUGCCGCAGCGACGGCGACUUUUGCCGCGGCUCAGAAAGAAUGUGUCUGUGAAAACUACAAGCUGGCCGUAAACUGCUUUAUGAAUAACAAUAGUCAAUGCCAGUGUACUUCAAUUGGUGCACAAAAUACUGUCAUUUGCUCAAAGCUGGCUGCCAAAUGUUUGGUGAUGAAGGCAGAAAUGAAUGGCUCAAAACUUGGGAGAAGAGCAAAACCUGAAGGGGCCCUCCAGAACAAUGAUGGGCUUUAUGAUCCUGACUGCGAUGAAAGCGGGCUCUUUAAGGCCAAGCAGUGCAACGGCACCUCCACGUGCUGGUGUGUGAACACUGCUGGGGUCAGAAGAACAGACAAGGACACUGAAAUAACCUGCUCUGAGCGAGUGAGAACCUACUGGAUCAUCAUUGAACUAAAACACAAAGCAAGAGAAAAACCUUAUGAUGGUAAAAGUUUGCGGACUGCGCUUCAGAAGGAGAUCACAACGCGUUAUCAACUGGAUCCAAAAUUUAUCACAAAUAUUUUGUAUGAGAAUAAUGUUAUCACUAUUGAUCUGGUUCAAAAUUCUACUCAAAAAACUCAGAAUGAUGUGGACAUAGCUGAUGUGGCUUAUUAUUUUGAAAAAGAUGUUAAAGGUGAAUCCUUGUUUCAUUCUAAGAAAAUGGACCUGACAGUAAAUGGGGAACAACUGGAUCUGGAUCCUGGUCAAACUUUAAUUUAUUAUGUUGAUGAAAAAGCACCUGAAUUCUCAAUGCAGGGUCUAAAAGCUGGUGUUAUUGCUGUUAUUGUGGUUGUGGUGAUAGCAAUUGUUGCUGGAAUUGUUGUGCUGGUUAUUUCCAGAAAGAAGAGAAUGGCAAAGUAUGAGAAGGCUGAGAUAAAGGAGAUGGGUGAGAUGCAUAGGGAACUUAAUGCAUAACUAUAUAAUUUGAAGAUUACAGAAGAAGGGAAAUAGCAAAUGUGGACGCAAAUUACAAAUGUAUGCGCGUGGGACGAAGACAUCUUUGAAGGUCAUGAGUUUGUUAGUUUAACAUCAUAUAUUUGUAAUAGUGAAAUCUGUACUCAAAAUAUAAGCAGCUUGAAACUGGCUUUACCAAUCUUGAAAUUUGACCAUAAGUGUCUUAUAUAUGCAGAUCUAAUGUAAAAUCCAGAACUUGGACUCCAUAGUUAAAAUUAUUUAUGUGUAACGUUCAAAUGUGUGCAUUAAAUAUGCUUCCACGGUAAAGUUUGAAAAACUAUCUGAUUUGUGAUUGAAAGCUGCCUUUCUAUUUACUUGUGUCUUGUACAUACAUACUUUUUUAUGAGCUAUGAAAUAAAACAUUUUAAACUGAA